AUGUGGACAGGCUCGACUGCCAAGAGUCUUGUUCGGCGAUUGAAUCAUUCUGGAUAUUGUAUACGAUGUGCUUCGAGCCAACCAAUUCCAGCGCGAACACGUUUCGCACCCUCACCGACCGGUAACUUACAUCUUGGCUCACUUCGCACGGCCUUAUACAACUACCUUUGGGCACGGAAGACAGGUGGCCAGUUUCUCGUGCGCGUCGAAGAUACAGAUCAGAAACGACUAUAUCCUGGCGCAGAAGCAUCUCUCUUUGAGAACCUAGCAUGGGCGGGCUUGCAUCCAGAUGAAAGUCCCAUGCAUGAAGGGAGACAUGCUCCUUAUCGACAAUCAGAUCGUCUAGAUAUUUACAAGCAGCACAUCCAGACUUUGCUUGACAACCAGUCUGUUUAUCGCUGUUUCUGCCCUGCAGAACGUCUCUCGGCGCUCCGUGCGCGUGGCAGCAAGACGGGCUUUUCCGGGACUUAUGAUAGAAAGUGUGCGCAUGUUUCAGCUGCUGAAUCGGCGCAGCGUGCAGCCGAUGGCGAGCAGCAUGUCAUAAGACUCCAUUCGCCAGAUGCAUAUCCUGCUGUCACGGACAUUGUUCACGGCACUGUUCAAUUUCACAGAUCUUCCAAGAAGGAUCUCGUGUCCAACAUCAAUUUUGAUGACCCAGUUCUCAUCAAGUCUGACGGCUACCCGACCUACCACUUUGCCAACGUUGUUGAUGACCAUCUCAUGCAGAUCACGCACGUCAUUCGAGGCGAAGAAUGGCUACCAUCAACCCCGAAACACUUGAGUCUGUACGAGGCGUUUGGAUGGCAAGCACCAGAAUUUGCCCAUGUGCCACUCCUCGCAAGUGCCUCUGGUGCAAAACUAUCGAAGCGACAUGGCGACGUGUCAGUAAAGGACUACCGCAAACGUGGCUAUCUGCCAGAAUCCCUACUGAAUUAUCUUGCUCUUAUGGGCUGGAACGCACAUCAGGAUGGAGAGAAGAGUGAUGUGCUAACCUUGGACGAGAUGGUUGACAGGUUUGAGCUGAGUAGUAUCACAAAGGGCGCUGCGGUCGUGACUGCCGAUAAGCUUCACUACUUGCAAAAGCAGCACUACAUUCGCGCGUCAGAAGACAGUGAUCGUCGACAAUUGCUGAUCGAUCAAGCACAAAGUAUCCUCCACGAGGCAUAUCCUGAUGACUCGUUUUCUGACGCCUACGUCGGUCAAGUGAUCGAUGUGCUCAAGGAACGCAUGGUUGAUCCAUUAGGUUUGCCAAAGCUCGGACAGUACUUCUUCACAGAGCCACACUACGCAUCAAUGGAAGCAAUCAAGUUCGGGAAAAAGUUUGCUCGAACGCAGAUUGUGCCGCUGAAAGAGGUUCUUCGAGCGGCGGAGCAAAAGCUUGACUCUAUCAGUGCCUCAGGAUGGACUGAAGCAGGCUUUGAUAAUAAGAUUGAUGCGUUAUUAAAGGAGACUGGAUGGCAAGUUGAGAACGGCCAAGUUCUGGGAGCCCUACGAUACGCGCUGGCUGAUGGCCUGAGUGGUGCAGGCGUUAAGCAGAUUAUGCAAAUCAUUGGCAGGAAGAGAACGUUAGAGCGUAUCGCUGCGGCCAUCGCAACUUGCAGGUAA
Protomyces lactucae-debilis is the source of this 1605-nucleotide messenger RNA. Its product is annotated as glutamyl-tRNA synthetase. The coding region runs from base 1 to 1605 and encodes 534 amino acids. The record is from RefSeq and is a predicted model, not a curated record. NCBI's taxonomy places the organism in Eukaryota, Fungi, Ascomycota, Taphrinomycetes, Taphrinales, Protomycetaceae. The transcript is spliced from 2 exons. Gene Ontology annotation, molecular function: glutamate-tRNA ligase activity; tRNA binding; ATP binding. Gene Ontology annotation, biological process: glutamyl-tRNA aminoacylation.